Molecule: messenger RNA, 2454 nt
Organism: Naegleria gruberi
Lineage: Eukaryota; Heterolobosea; Eutetramitea; Acrasida; Naegleriidae
Exons: 4
Coding region: 1-2454 (817 amino acids)
Source: RefSeq, a predicted model, not a curated record
AUGUCCUCAUUCAAAAUUAGUAAGGUAGUUCCUCAGGAUUCAGAAUUACACACUCCAAAUCAUCCAGAGGCCCAACAGCAUCAAGAUGAUGAAGAGAGUUAUCAAGAAUCGGAAGGAGAUAUUUCUAAAAAGAUUAGAUUUUGUGGUUCCAUCAAAUUUUGGCUCAUCCUUAUUAUUUCCCUGAUAGUAACCAUUACAGUUCUGUUACUGGUGGCUAUUUCAUUGAGUAGUUUUGUUCCGUCCAUUGUAGAGAUGAGUCAGAAUCUAAGAACAUCCGAAUUUAAGGAAAUUAUAACAUUUACAGAACAAACAUUUCGAGAAGUAUCCAUAGCAUCCGAUAGUAUAACGUAUCAAUUGGUAAAAACAUUGGAUUUUAAUAAUUAUGAUGAGGCAGAAUUGCUCACUUUUCAGGGGUUCAAGACAGAGUGGAAAUACCAUCAGGGGUUGAUUGUUACGAGUUAUAUUGGUGAUAAUUUGGGAAGAUGUUUUGGUGUUAUAAAUUGGGGAGGACAACCAACAUUACUGAACAUUACAACAGCGAACCAACAGCUGUAUACUUGCCAUAAUUUUGAUCAAUUGGAUUAUUGUAAUAGAUCUUCCACUCCAGAUGAAGUUUUGGGCUUUUUUGAUUUGUCAAACUUGGUAGAAGCUUGUGAUUCAUCCCCAGGUGCUCAGAUUUAUACAAAGAGCUAUAUUGAUGCCACUAUGCCUCAAUUUACUUUCAUUUCAUUGCUUAAUUGCUUGAAACCUAGUGGUCCUGUAAAUGGUGGACACCAAUUUGAACACUAUUUUGGUUUUGACUUGUCUGUUGAAACAGUGUCCAAAUUCUUAUCUAAGAAAACCAAGGAAGUGAGCGGUUCUAAGAGUUUUAUUGUAGAAAUAGACACUUCCUUUUUAGUUGCCAUUGAUGACCCAGCAGUGAGUUUAGCUGACAUUGAAGGAAGUAAUAUCAAAAGAGUUGAAUACCUCCAAUUAACAAAUCCUAGAUUCAGCCCAAUCACCACCGAAAUGGUGGCCAGAGGAAUGACCAAUCUCAAGACUGUUAUUCCAAAAUGUAACUCUAGAGCUUUAUUCGAUUUUAAUGAUGAUUACGUGUCAAUGUAUCGUCUUUGUACAGAAUCCAAGUUGGAUUGGAUGAUUAUAUUUGCUGUUCCAAAGUGGAAUUAUAUCAGAUCGAUUAUCAUUUCAUUCAUCGCCUCUGUUGGUGGUGCAAUUAUCAUUAUGGGUAUUGGUUUGAUAGUCUCUGUUCUUGUCUCUAUAAAAAUUGUCAAACCAUUCUACAAUUUAAUUGAACUCUUUGAAAGUGUUGCCCACAUGGACUUGGAUGAUUUGAAUAUUUUAAGCAGUAGCUUUACCGAGGUGAAACACUUGCAAGGUCAAUUCACACAAAUGGUUGGACGUAUAAAACUUUACAGAGCUUUCAUUCCAGCCCACUUACUUUCACAAUUAGAGCACAGAAAUGAGAACGCUUUGGAGCCAGGUGAUAAGCAAAAGUCUGUUUCCACAAUAAGACCUGACAAGAGCAAUAGAGGAUUUGGAGAAAAACAACAGAGCAGCCACUUUUCAUUCAGUAAGAGUGAUCAUUCGAGCUCCUAUCAUUCCCAUUCACAUAACACAAGUAGCAUGAAAAAUACCUCCUCUAGAAGAAAGAAAUACUCUCAAAAUGUUGAUAUGUUCUCAUUGCACUUGGUCAAGAAGAAGAUUACCAUUUUGUGUUGUCACUUGGAGGGAUUAUCAGAAUUAUUGAAAAUGUCAGACACAACCAUUGGAUCGGAUAUUAUUGUAAGGAUGUUGUCUGAUGUCUUUGACCACGUGAAUGCUUUGUGUAGAACAUCUGGAGGACAUGUUGGUGCCUUUGAAAACGAUUGCAUUACCAUUUCUUACAAUGCCAGCUCCAACCAAGAUAAACACCAAGAAAAGGCAGCUCAGGGUUGUCUAUUCCUUAUAGAAAAGUUGAAUACAACCAAACAAGGCAAAUGGCCAAGCGUAUUAGGAUCUUCCCAUCAAACUAAGGAAAUUAUGAGUCUUUUGAACUUUAGAUUCGCAAUCCUUUACAAUGAAGUUUGUUGUGGUAAUAUUGGAACAAAUGAAAUGAAAAACUUUGCUAUCAUUUCAAGUGCCAGAACCAACUUUGAAAUCAUGUUGGAAACAACCAAGAGGCUUGGUCUCUCGGUAGUUAUUACAGAAAGACUCCAAAAGGCAAUUAAGGGCUCUUUCAAUACCAGAUUGGUGGAUGAAAAGUCACUUCUUCAUGAGGAAGUCUACACUUCACCAAUACUGAGCGAUAUUAACGGAAAUAAUGAGUACGAAGAGAUGAGAAUCUAUGAAUUGGGAGAAAACAUUGCAAAUAAUAUGAUGGAUGAAUGGAUGUAUGAAUUGCAAGAGAAAGAACGAAAGGAAAGAUGGAAUGUGAAUAUGAAUCAGCCAUUGAUAGAUAUCGUCAAUUCCAAAUAA